CAGGUGCCCCCCUCCUCCAAGAAAGAAGGAGGGCAAAACCCUAGAGCUUUUCUCGCCGCUGCUCCAGCGUUCCCCUUCGCGACCGCGGCAUCUCGACCACCGCCGCCGCCGCCGCCCAGCUCGCGAGAUCUCCGGCCCCCCUUCCCCGCUAAGGCGUCGCGACAAUGGCUGCUCCCAAGGACGUGCGGAGCGAGCUGGAGAAGGAGAUGAUGUUCGGGAUGGCGGAGAAGGAGAUGGAGUACCGGGUCGAGCUUUUCAACCGGCUUACACAUGUUUGUUUUGAGAAGUGCAUCGAGAAAAGGCAUAAAGAAGGUGAACUCAAUAUGGGAGAGAACAGUUGCAUUGAUCGGUGUGUGUCAAAGUACUGGCAGGUGACUAACAUUGUCGGCGGAAUGCUCGGGACCCAGCAGACCCCGAUGUGAGCGCUCUGAGAAGCAGUAGUCGCAUUUUCUGUAGCAGGACACCGUCGCCAUGUUUCUCCUCUGUUUUUGUUUUGGAAUGUUCGCCGUUUCGCUAAGUAAAGCAUGAGUGACCGACUAAUUCAUAUAUACUGUUCAAAAGGGAACCCCCAGCGUGUCGCGCUUUCCAGUGGUGCCCCGUGCCACUGAAUCAUGGGCAGGGGAGCAUGCCUGUAAUAAUUUGGUACAGCUCGAUAGAUUUUGUUGCCGAAGCUUCUCUUUUCAUGGUUAUGAUUGUGCCUGUGUGGCUGUGUCUGAAA
Molecule: messenger RNA, 718 nt
Organism: Aegilops tauschii subsp. strangulata
Lineage: Eukaryota; Viridiplantae; Streptophyta; Magnoliopsida; Poales; Poaceae
Product: mitochondrial import inner membrane translocase subunit TIM10
Biological process (GO): protein insertion into mitochondrial inner membrane
Cellular component (GO): mitochondrial inner membrane
Source: RefSeq, a predicted model, not a curated record